Vigna angularis (adzuki bean) is the source of this 1122-nucleotide messenger RNA. RefSeq lists its product as uncharacterized. Lineage: Eukaryota; Viridiplantae; Streptophyta; Magnoliopsida; Fabales; Fabaceae. Bases 1 to 1122 code for a protein of 373 amino acids. The record is from RefSeq and is a predicted model, not a curated record. The transcript has 4 exons.
AUGGUUAGAACUAGAGGUGCAUCAUCUUAUCGUGGUGAGGCUUCAUUCUCUCGUGGUGAGCCAUCAUCUUCAUCACAUGAUAAAAGGAGGCGACCUACGCCAUUUGCUCGUAGAAGACGGGUAGAAGAAUAUCGCGUGGACGUCAUUGAUGAGCAUGAUUAUGAGGAGUGGGACGAGUUUAUACAGCAUGGACAUGGUGAGGAUGAUUAUGUUGAGCAGGAGGAUGAUUAUGUUGAGCAGGAGGAUGUUCAACAGCAGGAUGACUCUAGUGAGGAAGAACUUGAAGCUGGAGGUGAAGAUGGUGGAUUCCCAGGAGGUCCACAUGACACCUCCUUACUUACCCACUAUACCCAACAUGUUGCAUUUGCCAUAUGGCAAGGCCGAGAUCGAAGGUGGAUAAAGGUGGUCUUCCAUGGCAAAAAAUUGAAGCAUUUUGGAAUGUACCAUGAGGUCAUUGAGCCUUAUAUCUCCAUGUCAGGGUUGGGUUAUUUAAUGAACCUCUCAUACGAGUAUGUCGAUCAUGGAUUGAUCGUUGUCCUUUCAGAGGGGUGGCACCUAGAGACUAAUACUUUUCACCUACUGAUAGGUGAGAUGAGUGUCACAUUAGAUGACGUUCUGAAUCUGCUCUACCUACCCGUCAUGGGUCAAUUUUGUGAGGUUGAGAAGUUAGAGUAUGAUGAGGCUCGAUCUCAUAUCAUGGAGCUGCUUGGUGUGGACCGCGCCAAAGCUUCAGCUGAGAUGAAACAAUCACGCGGUCUAAAAGUUAGGCUCAGGUGGCUACGCGAGAGUUGGAUAUAUGAGCACUUUCCUGCCAUGGGAAGGAGGAAAGUGUUUGAGAGCUACACAGACCUUGAUCCACGUGCUUCACGAUACAUACCUCUGAGGGUGGGUUGGAGUUUGACUGAGGGCCGGACAUAUCUGGAUGCCCUCACUUAUGAUGCGGUUAUUUGGCAUCCAUACGUUUCGCACAGAUGUACAUGCCUAUUCGUGGCCAUAUCUAUGUUUUCGGGAUGGAUCCGACUAGGCGACAUGAUUCAUCGGCAUCUACCUGAACGCGUGUUGCAGCAUGCCAUUACUAGUGUCGUUGAAGCUCAUGAGCCAUAUGCGUGUGUUGAUGGAUAG